AUGGCUCGCGCUGUAAUCGCGGCUCUCAAGGAUCUCCAGAAGGAAAUAAGGUCUCUCAAACUCGGGAAAGAUGUCACAGUUGUCGCAACCGAGCUGGAACAAGCAACAGACAAGUUGAAAUCCGCCAAUAACCAGCUCGACGAUGCACAAGCUCGAGAACUAUUCAUACUCUUCGACAGUAGACUUGAGCCUUUGUACAAGACAGCUUGCAGAGCAACCGUCCAGUUUUCAGCAUCCUACUUCUCAGCAAUUACUGCCUUCUUUGCAACCCAUAAAACAUCCAGACUUUGGCAACGGGUAGCGUGCGGCUUGCUCCCGGCCAUUACGUCAUACGCAUUACAACCUGAUGAUGAGACGCAGCAAUGCGUUGGUCUUCCAAUGACCUUCGUAUCAAAACUAUGCUAUACUCUGAAUUGUGACUCUUCACCUCAAAUGUCUAUAACUCUUCGAGACGAUGCUAUAACCUGUCUCGAUCAGAGUCUUCGAGUACAACCAGAGGUUAAAGAGUGGUUAUUGGAUCCCAAAAUACUCGGAAUUAACGCACUUGCGAAACUGUUCGCGAGCAUAACCGAAUUCCGCGUGAUGGACAGUUUCCUCCAGCUGGUGACUCGCAUCGCGCCUUCCAGAAAGGACGUUCCAGCGAGGACAAAGUUUUUUCGUUCCAUAAUGUCCAUGGUGGCGGACAUCAUGGGGGCCCAUAAACUAUGGAAGGAGAGAUUUGAUCCCAUUCAUGCACGAAUUUCCCAGCAUCCAAAAAGACCCAAACGAUUCGUGAUUGGGGACGCUGUUCUCACAGGGAAUGCAUACCCGAAGGACAAUGUUCUUAGACUCUUCAUCGACUCUGAGAUCAACCUGGUGAUAGAUACGGCUUCGGAUGGUCACGAAGUCAAGACGAUCAAGUUUCAGGACGUCAUUAAGUCUCAAGUGAUGAUGGAGACAGCCGAAGAGCAUCAGAUCGUGAGACUAGAGAUCCAAAAGGUUCUAUUCGCAACCAAGGAUGCCAAAAAUGCAGAGAACAUCUGCUUUCGACUUCCCUUGGCUGAAGCGGAAAAACUCAGCAAAGUGCUCGCAUCCAGGGCAAUUCGUACCGUUACAAUUGCCUCCGAAGCUGCAAGGCCUCCGAAGCAAUCACUUUCUCAGCACCCGACCACGUUGGAGGCCGCUAAUGAUCAAUUAGCUCCUUCAAUCACGAAUAAAACAGAAGCUAUAGAAAAAUACUACAACUCUGCAUCAAAGUCGCCCCAAGGUGGUGUGAAGGCGAUGGACAGCUCAGAUUCACCUGAAGGAAUCGCCGUAGCCUCGAAGCGACUCGAGCUUGAAUGCCGGCACCCCACAUACGAGUCGGAUAAUGACGAUGGCACCUCGGACCUGACAUCUCUUGACGAAGACCCACCAAAAGAGACGCGAAACCGACCUCUCUUCAAACCAGCUACUCGAGGCCGUGCGUUGAUACCCAACAGUCAGAACGACGAUGAAAUAAUCCUCAAGCCUCUCUCAUUGAAACGUGCUCGUGCAGCAUUGGGACUCCGUGACGACGAAGCAUCUCGAAACUCCAAGAGGCCGCGCACAGGAAUCAUCGAGAAGACGGCAGUUAUCAUAAAUACAGAUGAUCAAAGCUCUCCCCUACCUACGAGACGUAUCUCCAGUUCGCCAACCUGGGCCACUGAACUGUGCCCAGUGGAAGAGCCAGCAAACACAGGAGCUCUCAAUGUACAAGCUAUCGAUAACGAGGACGACCCAUCUGCCCAAAUGCGCCUUCAUGGCCACCAGACUGUCCCCAAGCAAGCACAGCAAACCCGGAUCAAGGGAAUGAAGGCGAUGGACGGAGGAACGGCCAGUCCUCGGCCCAUUCCGAAAGUUGAGCAAGCCCUAAAGGAAGCUGUCGCCAAGCGACACAGCGAGCCGCCACUAGCAUCUGUUCGGGAGGCACUCUCGGAUGUCAAAACGAUAGCAAAAAACACGAAUGGCAAUCAAAGGACGAAGAAGAGACUGGAGAAAGCACUAUGGGAGGCUGAAGACUUUUCUCAGAAACUUGCCGCUCUCAAAGAGGACCUGCCGAAAUCGUCUCCCUUGCCGACUGAUGUGAAUAAUGUUUCCAGGGACGAGGCGUCUCCAAUCCCCGUAAACGAAUACUUGCAAGGUGGUCAAGAGAUAAUCAUAGACGAACCAGGAUCAGUGCAUGACCAAAUCAAGCCCCAGUCUGGCCCAAGUCCGAAACUUCAAACGGGUUUACAUCUCGGCGAGUCUGAUCCUCCCACUUCUCCCAUUCACCCAAAAAUGUCCUUGAAGCAAAAGGAGCGUGAUGCCGUGAUUCAAUCGCGCAGGCAAGAAGUCAAGGAGCUACGUCUUGAUGCAUCGGACAAGUAUCCUACCGAAGCGGAUUCGGAGAAAGUUCUUCCACAUGCAAACGUCUCAACGGGUGUAGAGAACAGCAUGUCAGCCGCGUUGCGAUUCAAGCGCGUACAGCCAGAACAAGCAUCUUCUCGACUUCCCAUCACAAAAGUCAAACCCAACGUCACCUUUGCUGACGGGUUCACCGCUUUCUCCAAACCAAACACUCUUAUAGUGCAGCAUACCAAGGAAAAGGCGAAAAAUCCUAUGCGUAAACCAGUUACUCUUUGGGUUAGACCUCCUGUCCGAAAGCUGGCCAUUCCAGAUGCCGAAGACAGUGAUAAUGAAGAGGCAGAAGAUGAGAAGGAAACAGAAAUGGACAAAGUCGCAAAGGCCCUGACCGCAAUUAACGAGGUGAUCAUUGAUAAUAUUGAACGCAAGGUGAUCGGCAUCCGUCAAGAAGCCAGAAUUGCUCGUAGGCAAAUCAUGACCGAGGCGGCUGAGGAUCUUCGUUCUAUGCGCAAAGUCUUGGAACAUUCCUCACACACUCUGCGUAGUCUCGAUGAGGCAUAUGGUCAAGUCGGCCAUGAUGUGAUCCUCUCUUUCGAAGAUCUGGACCGCGUCAAUGAGAGAAUCAAAGGUACCAUCUCUGGCAUAAUCUCAGGGCACAAGCGCAUGGUCGAGGCCACAGGUCGUAAAACGCUCUUCACCGACGCUCUUCCGGGCUGUCUCACGACAAUCUGA
Messenger RNA from Serendipita indica DSM 11827, 3075 nucleotides. Lineage: Eukaryota; Fungi; Basidiomycota; Agaricomycetes; Sebacinales; Serendipitaceae. The record is from the annotation of a GenBank genome assembly.